AUGGCAGCCAAUCGUUUCCUCACGCUCAUUGCUUUCGCGCUUUGCGCCAUUCAACUCGCAAACGCUGGUCCUAUUCCCCUACCAUCGACCUCUUGUGUCGCCCAGCAACCGCCCCCUUCCGCGAUCGCGUCCGCGCCAUCUGUGAACGGACCUGCACCGGUCCAAGUUCUUGAUACUCAUGCGCCAAAGUCUCCGGCUGAUUCUGCGAAGGUAGCUUCUCCAGCGGAUGGUCAGAGAUUGUAUCCUCCUCCAGUGAGCAGCCCCCCCGCUGGUCCAGCGCCAACGUACCUCCCACAGAGCAAUCCUGCUCCCAAAGCUCCCAGCGGUCCUCCGACCUCCGCGACAAACGGCCCAGCGUCCAAUGAACCACCCAAAGGAGCUUCCGCGCAAGGGUAUCCUGCAGCUCCCGUCGUCCCGUCUUCCCUGCCUGGCGGUACCCCACCCGCCAAAGAUUCCCCCCAGGACGACCGUGCUCCCAAGUACCCUGGUGGAUCCGGUCCACCCACAGGGGGUCCGCUAACAAACAAGUCACCCGAAGUUGGACCUGGUGAUCACCAUGCGCUUCCUCCAGUUUAUAGCGCUUCAGGACCUAAUGCGCCGUCAUCGAUUCUUGCUGCCCCUGGUCCUUCGCCUACUGGUGCUCAAGGAGGUCCUGCGCAAGAUCCUCAGACACCCACUGGCAGCAACACGCCAGGAGGACCUCUUCCUCCUCCUGCAUCGUCGUCUUUCCCACCCGUCAAUGGUCCCGCGCCUACUGGAGCUCAGGGUGGUCCUGCGCCAUACUCUUCGCCACCCACUGGCAGCAACGCGCCAACUGAUCCUGAAAAUCAGGGCGGACCUGUCGCUCCUCCCGCGUCAUUGACUCUCCCUCCUGUCAACGGUUCUGCACCUACUGGUGCUCAAGGAGAUCCCACGCCAAACUCUCCUCCACCCAGCGGCGGUGACGCGCCAACUGAUUCCAAGGAGUCAGGAGCACGUCCCCCUCCUCCUGCAUCGUCGUCUCUUCCACCCGUCAACGGUCCUGCGCCUACUGGUGGUCAGGGAGGUCCCGCGCCAUACUCUCCGCCACACACCGACAGCAACGCGCCAACUGAACUUAAAAAUCAAGGAGGACCUGUUGCUCCUCCCGCGUCGAUGUCUAUCCCUCCCAUCAACGGACCUGCACCCACUGCGGCUCAAGGAGGUCCAGCACCAUACUCUUCGCCACCCACUGGCAGCAACGCGCCAACUGAUCCUAAAAAUCAAGGAGGACCUGUCGCUCCUCCCGCGUCGUUGUCUACCCCUCCCAUCAACGGGCCUGCACCCACUGCGGCUCAGGGAGGUCCCGUACCAUACUCUUCCCCAUCCACCAACGGCCCUGCACCACAUGAUACCAAGCAAGGUUCCCCUGCCCAAGUUGAUGUGAAUCCUGCACCAGCCAACGGUCCAGCUCCAACAGCUUCAGUGACAGGUCCAGCAUAUGUUGCUGCUCCUCCUGCGGGGCAACCAAGCUCAUCCCUUCCCCAUGUUGGUCCAGCCCCAUCCAAUGCUCCAGCGUCUCCAGCGUCGACUAACGGCCCAGUUGCUCCCGCACCAAAUGCAGGACCCGCCGUUCCUUCCGUCGCUCCUACAGCUCCACAGGACAACAACACCCCUUCCAAGUCCCCAGCGGGAUCGGCUGGCAAAGGGUCAGGUGUUCCACUGCAGGAGUGCACUUCUACGCCUGCUCACAAGGGUCCCGCUCCGGCUGCUACUCCAUCUAUGCACACGUCUUAA
Molecule: messenger RNA, 1755 nt
Organism: Laccaria bicolor S238N-H82
Lineage: Eukaryota; Fungi; Basidiomycota; Agaricomycetes; Agaricales; Hydnangiaceae
Exons: 6
Coding region: 1-1755 (584 amino acids)
Source: RefSeq, a predicted model, not a curated record